CACCGGAAGUGAGCUGUUGCUUUAACGUCACUUUCCCUAACAGCGCGAAAACGGUAGUGUCUCGUGUAGCAGUAGUGAACCGCAACAGUGCAAGCACUGUCCGAGAAAACAAACAUGUCAAAGAUAGAUAAAAUGAGCAUCUUGGGGGUGAGGAGCUUCGGGAUUGAGGAUAAAGACAAACAAAUAAUCACAUUCUUUACUCCUUUAACUGUUCUGGUAGGACCAAACGGAGCAGGAAAAACGACUAUUAUUGAAUGCCUGAAGUAUGCAACAUCAGGAGAACUUCCACCUGGAUCUAAAGGAGGUGCUUUUGUUCAUGAUCCAAAGGAUGCCCAUGAGACAGACGUGAGGGCUCAGAUUAAACUCUUGUUCUCAGAUGUCAAUGGAGAGAAAGUCGCCAUCCAACGCUCCAUGUCCUGUACUCAGAAAGCAAAAAACUACUCCUUUAAAAGCUUAGAGCAGGUCAUUAGCAGAAUAAAAGACGGAAAAAAUGUGAGCUUGUCUUCUAAGUGUGGAGAGCUUGACCGGGAGAUGAUUUCUUCAUUGGGUGUAUCAAAGCCUGUGCUGAAUAAUGUCAUCUUCUGUCACCAAGAAGAGUCAAACUGGCCACUUAGUGAGGGGAAAGCACUCAAAGACAAGUUUGACUCCAUCUUCGCAGCUACAAAGUACAUCAAAGCUCUGGAGACAAUGCGUCAGCUGCGUCUCAAACAAAGCCAGACAGUCAAAGAAUGUCAGGUGGAGCUACGGUACCUGAAGCAGAACAAGGAGAAGGCUCAGCAGAUUAGAGAGACUGUAGAAAUGAAAGAGGCUCAGCUGGCUGCCUCAAAAAACAGCAUCCAGCAGAUAGAGAACCAGAUAGAUCCACUUGAGAAUCGACUCAUGGAUAUUGACAUGAAGCUUGGGAAAGUGAUGAAGCUGGACAAUGACAUAAAGGCCUUAGACAGCAGGAAGAAACAAAUGGAAGAAGACAAUAGAGAGCUGGAAGAAACAAUGGAAAAGGUGUUCGAGGGUUCAGACGAGGAGCUGCAGGACAUUUACCAGAACCACCAGAGAAAUGUAAGAGAGAAGGAGCGGAGGCUGACAGACUGCCAGAAGGAGCUGGAGAGAGCUGGUAGAGAAUAUCAGAGACUCAACAGAAACAAGGCUGAUCUCUUGGUAGAGCAAGGUCGUCUGCAGCUGGAAGCUGAUCGCCACACCCAGAGCAUAAAAAAUCGUGAUUCUCAGGUUCGCUCUUUAUCAUCCUACCUGGACAUGGAGGGAUACGACCGACCGCCAUUCACCUCUCUGCAGCUUGAGAGUUUCCAUCAACAUGUCACACAGAGACUGGAGCAGGAAAAAGAGACACUCAGUCAGGUUAUGGCUGAUCUGCACGAAAAGGAGCAGCAGAAGCAGCAGUCUAUUGAUGAAAUGAGGGAUAAGAAGACUGGUCUGGAGAGAACAGUGGAGUUGAAGAGAGACAUGCAGGGAAAGAAGCAGCAAGAACUGAGAAGCGUCAGGGCAGAUCUGCAGAGACUCGAGGGUUCAUCUACCCGGCUGCAACAACUGGAAAGUGAAUUGGCUAAAGCGGAGCGUGAGUUGCAGAGUGCAGCAGAGAGCUCCAACGUGGACGAGCUGAAGACUGAGAUUGAGGAACUCCAGAGAGAAAAGACUGAGCUUGACCGCACACAGAGACAGCUCGACCAAGAAAUGCAAAUCCUCAACACACACACAACUGCCCGCACACAGAUGGACAUGUUGAAAAAGGAUAAGACAGAAAAAGAGGAGCAGGUUCGGAAGAUCAAAUCUCGUCAUGGUGAGGAUCUUGUGUCCCUCCUCGGCCAUUUUCCCAACAAGAGAGAGCUUGAGGACUGGAUUUACUCCAAGUCUAAAGAAAUCAAUGGCACCAGGGACAAACUUGCAAAACUCAAUAAGGACUUGGCAUCAAGUGAGCAGAAUAAAAGCCAUAUUGCCGCUGAGCUGCGUAAGAAGGAGCAGCAGCUAGCCAAUGACCAAGAGAAGUUCUUCAACGUGUGCGGAAGUCAAGAGCUAGAGCAGGACCUUGGAAAACUACAAGAAGACCUGGAGAAGAUAUCCAAGCAAAGAGCUAUGUUAGCAGGAGCCACAGCAGUUUACACCCAGUUCAUCAGUCAGCUGACAGAAGAGAGGGAGCCCUGCUGUCCUGUGUGCCAACGAACGUUUCCCUCUGAGUCUGAUCUGCAGGAAGUUAUCAGCGACAUGCAGUCCAAACUACGUCUGGUGCCGGACAAACUGAAAAACACAGAGCAGGACCUGAAAAGGAAGGAAAGGAAAAGAGAUGAGAUGAUGACUCUCAGACCUGUCAGAGAGUCCAUUGUACAGUUACAAGAAAAGGAGCUGCCUGAGUUGAGAAACCGUCUGCAGAGUGUUAACAGAGAAAUUGAGAGACUCAAGACAGAUGUGGAAGAGCAGGAGACUCUGCUCGGUGUCUUGAUGUCUGAGGAAGAAACAGCCAAGGCCUGUCUUCAGGACAUAUCUCUGAUGGACAGAUACCUGAUGGAUCUUAAAGAGGUGGAGAGGAAAAUAGCUCAACAGACAGCCAAACUCCAGGGGGUAGACCUGACCAGAACUAUCCAGCAAGUUAGUCAGGAGAAGCAAGAAACUCAGCACAGACUUGACACAACAUCCAGCAAAAUGGAGCUGAAACGUAAGCUGAUCCAGGACCAGCAGGAUCAGAUUCAGAUGCUAAAAAGUGCAGUAAAUGAGACGAGAGCAGAAAAGCUCCAACUCAGCAGUGAUAUGCAAAAGCAGCAGCAACUGGAAGAGCAGUGUGUUGAGUUCACCACAGAGAUACAGGCCUUAACCAGGGACAUCAGGGAGGCAAAGGAACAACUUUCACCUCUGUCUACUGCUCUGGAGAAGCUGCAGCUGGAGAAACAAGAGCUGAUGGAACGCAAGAGGCAGAGGCAGGAAGAAGGGCAGGAAAAGAUUAAUGCCAUUAAAGAGAAAGUAAAGACAAUCACCACAUUGGAACGAGACAUCACUAAAUAUAUUACUGAAGGAAAAGAAGAAUACAAAGAGCAAAAAGAGUCAGAGCUUCAAGAGACCAACACUCAGCUCCAUGAAGCAGAGAAGCACAGAGAGCGGAUUAAUAAGGAGAUGGGAAACAUCCGUCAGGACAUUGACACUCAAAAGGUCCAAGAGCGCUGGUUACAGGAUAAUCUGACCCUGAGAAAGCGUGUUGAGGAGUUGAAGGAAGUUGCAGCCAAACACGAAACUCUCAUGAAAGACAUGGGCAACAUGCAAGUCUUGCAGCUACGCCAAGAACGCCGCGAAGUAGAACGCAAGUUGGAGGAUUUGAAGAAGAACCGCAGUAUUGCACUGGGACGCCAGAAAGGUUUUGAGGAAGAGAUACUACAUUACAGAAAAGAAAUGCGGGAGGAGCAGUAUGAAAAAGCAGACGAACGCUACAAAAACAAGAUGAUCACAAUGAGGACAACAGAAUUGGUCAUAAAAGACCUGGAUCUCUACUACAAAGCUCUUGAUCAAACCAUCAUGAAGUUCCACAGCAUGAAGAUGGAUGAGAUUAAUAAGAUUAUCAGAGACCUGUGGCGCAGCACCUACAGGGGUCAAGAUAUAGAGUAUGUGGAAAUCAGGUCUGAUGUUGAUGAAAAUUCAUCUGCUGGAGUCAGGCGGCGGGUUUACAACUACAGAGUAGUUAUGGUGAAAGGAGACACAGCUUUGGACAUGAGAGGACGCUGCAGUGCUGGUCAAAAGGUGUUGGCAUCCCUGAUCAUCCGCCUCGCUCUGGCAGAGACAUUUUGUCUGAACUGUGGGAUCCUGGCCUUGGAUGAGCCCACCACCAACCUGGACAGAGAGAACAUUGAGUCACUGGCACACGCCCUUGUAGAAAUAAUCAAGAGUCGCUCUCGUCAGCGUAACUUCCAGCUGCUCAUCAUCACACACGAUGAAGACUUUGUGGAGCUGCUGGGCCGGUCCAGUUACAUCGAGCACUUCUACCGGAUCCGGAAGAAUCAGGACCAGAACUCCGAAAUCACAAAGUGCAGCAUCUCCUCCCUCUCAUCCUAUCUCCACUGAAGUGACUGUACACGCCUUUAGAAAUGCAGCUCUGCUUUAUGUUUGAAUGUGCUUGGACAGUUUAACUCUUUAGAAAUUAAACUCAGAUCUUUAAUUGGCUACAAUUAAGAUAUUACUAAAUAUUGAUGCCACAUUGCAGGAUGUGGGGUUUUCUGUUUCAUUUUUCUUUUUUGUUACUUUAGGAUAUCACUCUUCAUUAACCCUAACAUUAAUAACUGAUAACUGGUUUUCUGCUUUUACCAAAAAAAAAGUCAUUCCAGUGCCUGAGAACCCAAACUGACAGCAGAGGAAAGGAUCUAUGUUUAUGACAUGAGUAGCUUCAGCCUGAUGUGGUUGAAUUGGUUAUCCAGUUCUGUGCACAUACAUGAAACAAAAAACUGCAUUGAUUUAAAAUUAUUAUGCAUUUAUAAUUCUGACAGUAACCAAAGAUUAACAGGAGCAAUAAAGAAAUAGUUUUUGUUUAGACUUCCUUGUUUCAUCAUUUCUGUUAAUAAAUUUCUUCUGAAACUCAGAAGUUUUGGUCUUAACUGGAAUUUUUGCUUGUCACCAUUUUUUAAAUCAUUACAGCAACCAACCCAACUAUUUCAGAGAAAACCAGCAGAUUUUUUUUUUUUUUUUCUCAUCAACCACCAUUCUCUUAUCUCACAUAGGCUGUGACAGCAAUUGGUUUUUGUAAAGGAGGAAACACGGUGGAGGCGUGAUCAAAGCAGGUAUAAAUUCGGUGCUCUCAGUCCGUGUUUUCAAAGCAAACUGAAAGCUGAAAAUUAAGCAGUCAAGCAUUUCAGAGGCUUCUUGAAAAUAUUUUUCCUGAGGAGUCGCCCAACAAUAAGCAAGUAUGGAGAUGCUAGUACUUCUUCUGGUCUCUGCUGUUGCUCACCUGGUCUGCCCAGCUCCUACGAAUAAUGCCCUCAACCACGUUAUUGAUGAGGCUACAAAUUACAACAGAAGCCUCUACCAGGACUUCUUUGUGGAGGAUGUGACGGAUCUGGCAGACGCUGGAUGCAAUGGUACUUUCUACUGCAAAGUCCAGCAGAUCUUGAAUGACCACCACAAAAACACAAAAGAUCGUGGAGACAUGAAGGUUUUGCGAAACCUCAAUGUGUUCAUCAAUGAAACAGAG
Melanotaenia boesemani (Boeseman's rainbowfish) is the source of this 5173-nucleotide messenger RNA. It is a transcript of the gene rad50, whose product is annotated as RAD50 homolog, double strand break repair protein. Gene Ontology annotation, cellular component: condensed nuclear chromosome; Mre11 complex; nucleus. The coding region runs from base 115 to 4053 and encodes 1312 amino acids. The transcript has 30 exons. NCBI's taxonomy places the organism in Eukaryota, Metazoa, Chordata, Actinopteri, Atheriniformes, Melanotaeniidae. Gene Ontology annotation, molecular function: G-quadruplex DNA binding; double-stranded telomeric DNA binding; ATP hydrolysis activity. Gene Ontology annotation, biological process: telomere maintenance via telomerase; double-strand break repair; telomere maintenance via recombination. The record is from RefSeq and is a predicted model, not a curated record.